CUCAAUCCUCCACAUCUUGAUUAAUUCUCCUUCGGUCUUCUUUCUUAAGCCGGUUUCUACGCGUAUCAUUUGCGCCUAUCAGUUUACAAGUCAUUUGCCGCCCGGCCAUGCUGUGGCUGCUACUACGGCCCAGUGCACCUCUCAGGGCGCACCACCUCAUACUCCGCUAUCGGCGCGCGCCGUGUUCAAUUGCUCGUCUCAUACAACGUGGCUUCGCUAACUCUUCUACAUCUUUCCCGACACAAUCUCAAUUCAAUCGAUCAGAUUUCACAAAUCAGCCCUGGAGCGGUAGCUAUGAACCCGGACUGCCGACUGCUGGGCCCUUGGGCUCGACCCCGGCUUUCGGAGCUCCGCGGAUUACGCCCAAAACGUUGAAGCAGUACCUAGAUCAGUUUGUAGUUGGACAGGAUCGGGCCAAGAAGAUACUCAGUGUCGCCGUAUACAAUCAUUAUCAACGUGUGCAAGAAUUACAGCGACGUGAUGAGGAAGCGGUCGAGCUGCUGGCGAAGCGUGCGCGGCGCGAAUCUGUUGACCGCCAUCCUGUAGAGGAUGAAUUUCCAGGGCAACAACGGACUAGCCGCCCACCACUUGAUCCGUGUUCGUCGUUGAACCAAACCGAGCUCACAGACUCAUCGGCAACACAACUGGAGAAAUCCAACAUACUGCUCCUGGGACCUUCCGGCGUUGGGAAGACGCUCAUGGCCAAAACAUUAGCUAAAGUACUAUCAGUACCGUUUAGCAUUUCAGAUUGCACACCGUUCACGCAGGCUGGGUACAUUGGAGAAGAUGCCGAGGUCUGCGUUCACAGGCUCCUAGCUGCAGCCAACUACGAUGUCGAACAGGCAGAACGCGGCAUAAUUGUUCUGGAUGAGGUUGAUAAAAUUGCCGCCGCUAAAGUCAGUCAUGGCAAAGAUGUCGGUGGCGAGGGAGUCCAGCAGGCCCUUCUAAAGAUUAUAGAAGGUACGACGGUGCAGGUGCAAGCGAAACAGGAGAAGAACGCUCCUCGCACAGGUGGAACCCCCAAUACAUAUCCAUCAAACAGUCCAUUGGGGAACCCGCCGUAUCCACCUUCUAACAGUGGGGGCAUGUCCCAGAAAGGAGAGGUCUACAACGUACGUACGGAUAACAUUCUGUUUAUCUUCUCUGGUGCUUUUGUCGGGCUACACAAGGUGGUGAUGGAUCGGAUAUCGCGUGGCUCCAUCGGCUUCGGCCAGCCUGUUCGGACACCAUCCAACUCAGGCGAGAGGCCUGGACAGUCAGCAACUGCAAACAAUCAGCCUGUGCCUAUAGUGCCAGGGUCGGAAGAGGAAGCUUUGUACAAGAAACAUCUUCCUUUUUUCACCUCUGCUAGCCCCGAAUCACCUGAUGGUGAGCCAACUUACUUCAAUGCACUCGAUCUCAUCAACCCUACCGACCUACAAAAUUAUGGAUUCAUUCCUGAGUUAGUUGGCCGUGUUCCAGUCACCGCUGCGCUCUCCGCGCUGACGCAACCUUUGCUUGUACGGAUCCUCACGGAGCCCCGCAACUCACUGCUGGCACAGUACACAACCUUAUUCUCCCUGUCAGGAAUUGAGCUCCGCUUCACAACUCCAGCCUUGCAUAAAAUAGCUGCCAACGCCUUCACAAUGGGCACGGGGGCACGUGCCCUUCGAACAGAAAUGGAAACUAUUCUUAGCGACGCCAUGUAUGAAACCCCAGGUUCAAGCGUGAAGUUUGUUCUCAUAACAGAAUCUGUGGCUGCUCGUAAAGAGAAACCUAUUUACCUUUCUCGUGGACAAGGCGGACGUUUCCAUGCCAUGAUCGCAGCUGAGGAGAGCCAAUGGGAAGAAAAGCAACGGCGAGAGAAGAAGCAGAGGGCCCUGAAAGCUAGAGCGCAGGCCGCUUCGGAGGAGCACCCUUCUAUCUCAAACUUCCGUGAGUACCGGACUAGAGCAGCAGGCUUCUAGUUGACACCUAUCAAUCGAUUUCAGUAAACAUUGCGCAUUUCGUGUAUGUGACGUGCAUGCUUGGCCUUCAGCGAUGUUUUGAUGUUUUGCUUUUUUUAGUAUACCAGUCUCCGUGAAUUCUCCGUUUUACGUAUGGCGUUUCGGCUAUCAGCUUUGCUUGGUUUCUUGUGACGGUUCCUUAUACUCAGCCAUUAUACUCAGCCAUUGGAGUUGCGUUAUUUAUAUCCAAUCAUUGCCUCGUUCUCCUCGAUGCAUAAUAGCCAUUAAUCGUGGGA
Messenger RNA from Aspergillus caelatus, 2221 nucleotides. RefSeq names its product putative ATP-dependent Clp protease. The record is from RefSeq and is a predicted model, not a curated record. The transcript has 2 exons. Gene Ontology annotation, cellular component: mitochondrial matrix. Gene Ontology annotation, biological process: protein catabolic process; proteolysis. Gene Ontology annotation, molecular function: ATP binding; ATP hydrolysis activity. NCBI's taxonomy places the organism in Eukaryota, Fungi, Ascomycota, Eurotiomycetes, Eurotiales, Aspergillaceae. Bases 108 to 1946 code for a protein of 612 amino acids.